AUGGCAUCCGAUCUACAGCAGCAGCAACAGCAGCAACAGCAGCAGCAGCAGCAACAGCAGCAGCAACAGCUAAAGGAUGCACUAAGCAGCAGCAUAGUCUUAGCGAGUGCAGCAAAAGUGUCUCCUUUGCAUCUACCAUCUAAUGCACAUACUAUACAAGAUUAUUGGGAGAGACUAAAGAAUAUAGGGGUAAUAUAUAAUAAUAUAAAUAAAAAGAAUAAAAAAAAUAAAUUAAAUAUAAAACAAAUAGACAAAGACAUCAUCAGAGAAAUUAUUAAUAUUAAUCAACAAAUUAUUAAAGGUUCUGAUGGGCUGCAGUCUCUGCUGGCUAAAAUCUGCAAAGAGGUGCGACAGAUACAAUUCGCUGCAGCAGCGACAACAGCAGCAACACCAGCAGCAGCAGCAACAGCAGCAACAGCAGCAGCAGCAGCAGCAGCAGCAGCAGAACCGGAGGCUCAUGGCCUCCCUAAGACAAUCGAAGCCCUCAUCUCCCUAAGGCUGCUGCCUAAAGACAUUUGCUGCGAGCCCAACAGCAGCAGCAGCAACAACAACAGCAGCAGCAGCAACAGCAACAGCAGCAACAGCAACAGCAGCAGCAGCAGCAGCAGCAGCAGAGUGUGGGGUGCCUGGAUAUCGUUAGCAAGAGUGUGCUGCGCCUUACGUCUGCUGUCUGUCUCCUCGCGUACACACAGCGGAGGUGUCUCCUUUGCUGCAGCAAUGCAUGCAUUUGCAUGCCCCUCUAUCUCCUUGCUGCUGCGGCCAGACAAUACUGUUAAUACUAAGCAGCAGCAGCAACAGCAACAGCAGCAACAGCAGCAGCAGCAGGAAGGGGAGGAGCAGCAGCAGGGAACUGACAGUGCAUGCGCAGCGUUCAAUGCAACAGAUAUUGUUUUGACUUGCUGCACUUCACAGCAGCAGCAGCAACUGCAGCAGCAACUGCAGCAGCAGCAACAGCAGCAGCAGCAGGAAGAGGAGGAGGAGGAGGAGGAAGAAGAAGAAGUGUCUCUUCUUCCUCCGUCAGCAAAAGAAGGCCCUUUAUUAGCAAAAGUUCAUUGUCUUACACCAUUCAGGUUGCUGCUACCUGAGCACUAUGGUGCACCUCCUGAACCCCCGCAGCAGCAGCAGCAGCAGCAAGACCAGCUGCAGGAAGAGCAGCAGCAGCAGCAGCAGCAGCAGGAGUUGGUGGAUCUAUUAGGAGACACAGGAAUAGAUGCACAUUUCUUUGCUGUAUGGCGCAGCAUUUUGCUGCUGCAGCUGCCACAAGAUUUGCUGCAGAUGGAUGAAGAAUUAGCAGCACAAAUUCACCAAAAGGAGGCGACUGGCACAUUAUUAGCACCCGUGCUGCUGCAGGAACUGCAGCAACAGCAGCAGCAGCAGCAACAACAACAACAGCAGCAGCAAAGUGCCCAAGGCCUGCUGUGGCUGUCUGCUGCUGUAUCGCAGCAAUGGGUACUGCUUAGCAGCAGCAGGAGGCACUCUGCUGCUGCUACUGCUGCAGCAGCAGCAGCAGCAGAGAGACAAAAGGAGACAGCAGCAGAUAAUAUAUAA
This is a messenger RNA of Eimeria maxima, 1548 nucleotides long. RefSeq lists its product as hypothetical. NCBI's taxonomy places the organism in Eukaryota, Apicomplexa, Conoidasida, Eucoccidiorida, Eimeriidae. The record is from RefSeq and is a predicted model, not a curated record. The transcript has 5 exons. Bases 1 to 1548 code for a protein of 515 amino acids.